AUGUUUUGCCCACUGAAACUCAUCCUGAUUCCAGUGUUAUUGGAUUAUUCUUUGGGCCUGAAGGACUUGAUGAUUUCCUCCCCUGAGCUAACAGUCCAUGUGGGUGAUUCGGCUCUGAUGGGAUGUGUCUUCCAGAGCACAGAAGAGAAACGUGUGACCAAGGUAGACUGGAUGCUCUCACCAGGACAGCAUGCCAAGGAUGAAUAUGUGCUGUACUAUUACGCCAACCUCAGUGUGCCUAUGGGGCGCUUCCAGAACCGUGUGCAUUUGGUGGGGGACUUACUACACAAUGAUGGUUCUCUCCUGCUCCAAGAUGUGCAAGAGGCUGACCAGGGAACCUAUACCUGUGAAAUCCGCCUGGAAAGGGAGAGCCUAGUGUUCAAGAAAGAAGUGGUGCUGUAUGUGCUACCAGAGGAGCCCAAAGAGCUCAUGGUCCAUGUGGGUGAUUCAACUCAGAUGGGAUGUGUUUUCCAGAGCACGGAAGAGAAACAUGUGACCAUGGUAGACUGGAUGUUCUCUUCAGAAGAGCAUGCCAAGGAAGAGAUUGUGUUACGCUAUCAUCCCAAACUCAACCUUCCACUGGGGUAUCCCCAGACCUGGGGCCGCUUCCAGAACCGUGUAAACCUGGUGGGGGACAUUUCCCGCAAUGAUGGUUCCAUCCUACUUCAAGGAGUGAAGGAAUCUGAUGGAGGAAUCUACACCUGCAGUAUCUACCUGGGGAAGACGGAGUUCAGGAAAACCAUUGUGCUGCGUGUAAUCCUGAAAAAGUCUCAAAUGUUGGUGACCCCCGCACCCCUUAGACCUGAGGUCCUGGGUGAAAAUCAGCUGGUGAUCAUUGUGGGGAUUGUCUGCGCCACUAUUCUACUGCUUCCUGUUCUGAUAUUGAUCGUGAAGAGAACUCAUGGGAAUAAGAGUCCAGAGAAUUCUACAGCCUUGGUGAAAAGCCUGGAGAACACAAAGAAGGCUAAUCCAGAGGUGAGAGAAGAACUCUGCCAUUUUGCCGCUGUGCCCUGUGAGGGGAAGAAACACAUUUACUUCUCAAUAACUGCACAGGAGGUGAUGGAGGAAGAAGAACCAAGUGAAAAAUCAGAGGCUACCUACAUGACCAUGCACCCAGUUUGGCCUUCUCUGAGGUCAGAUCUGAACAACCCACUUGAAAAAAAGUCAGCUGGGGAAAUGCCAAAAACAAAGCAAGCUUUUUGA
Messenger RNA from Cynocephalus volans (Philippine flying lemur), 1203 nucleotides. It is a transcript of the gene JAML, whose product is annotated as junction adhesion molecule like. Gene Ontology annotation, biological process: monocyte extravasation; neutrophil extravasation; heterophilic cell-cell adhesion. The record is from RefSeq and is a predicted model, not a curated record. Gene Ontology annotation, cellular component: plasma membrane. The coding region runs from base 1 to 1203 and encodes 400 amino acids. Gene Ontology annotation, molecular function: cell adhesion molecule binding. Lineage: Eukaryota; Metazoa; Chordata; Mammalia; Dermoptera; Cynocephalidae. The transcript is spliced from 9 exons.